AUGAAAUUAGCUAAAUUAUUUUACUUCGUCGCCUUCCUCAUAACCAUCAAGGUUUUCGUUCCAGGAUUGAACAAUGAUGGAUUAGUUGAAGCAAAGACCGUUCCUGCUGAGACCAAGCCAUUAAAAAAGCUUGACAAUGAUAUCCUAAAAAAACAAAGAAAACAAAAGCUCAUGAUCAUAUCCACCAUCGCAACUAGUUUAGCUAUACUCCUUGGUGGUGCCUUUGGAGGAUACAGCUACUACAAACAAAAGAAAAACAAAAAACCUCAAGGCCCAGUUAUCACAAACAGACCAUCCCCAAAAACAGAAACCAAAACCGUAACCAAUUCACAAGAAGAUCUCCCCAAAACCACAUUGACAUCGACCCCCCCCAAGCAUUACGGUUAUUAA
Messenger RNA from Plasmodium inui San Antonio 1, 390 nucleotides. RefSeq lists its product as hypothetical. The transcript has a single exon. The record is from RefSeq and is a predicted model, not a curated record. Lineage: Eukaryota; Apicomplexa; Aconoidasida; Haemosporida; Plasmodiidae. The coding region runs from base 1 to 390 and encodes 129 amino acids.